AUGGAAGAAAAAGCAUAUUUUCAGAAUUUGAAAACGAUAACUCAUGCUACAUUUUGCUUUGAAAAUGAAGAUCAUACAUUAGGAAAUUGUUUACGUUGUAUUUUACUUCAAAAGGAAGGAAUAGAAUUUGCUGGUUAUACAGUACCUCACCCAACACAAGCAGAAAUAAAUUUAAGAAUCCAGACAACAGGUGAACCUGCUAUAAACAUUUUGAAAGAUUCAUUAGACGACCUGUCAAACAUAUGUAGCAUCAUGCUAGAUAAGUUUAAUGAUGCCUUGGAAAAUGCCUAG
Plasmodium vinckei vinckei is the source of this 291-nucleotide messenger RNA. Its product is annotated as DNA-directed RNA polymerases I and III subunit RPAC2, putative. The record is from RefSeq and is a predicted model, not a curated record. Gene Ontology annotation, cellular component: RNA polymerase I complex; RNA polymerase III complex. Gene Ontology annotation, molecular function: protein dimerization activity; DNA-directed RNA polymerase activity. Lineage: Eukaryota; Apicomplexa; Aconoidasida; Haemosporida; Plasmodiidae. Gene Ontology annotation, biological process: DNA-templated transcription. The transcript is spliced from 3 exons. The coding region runs from base 1 to 291 and encodes 96 amino acids.